Trypanosoma rangeli is the source of this 519-nucleotide messenger RNA. RefSeq lists its product as uncharacterized. Bases 1 to 519 code for a protein of 172 amino acids. The transcript has a single exon. The record is from RefSeq and is a predicted model, not a curated record. Lineage: Eukaryota; Euglenozoa; Kinetoplastea; Trypanosomatida; Trypanosomatidae.
AUGGUAGGAACAUGGUUGAGAGGACAAGUCGUUAAGUGUAGUGCGGACCAUGGUGUUGGCGCCAUCAAGCCAUUCCUACAGGCUGUCACCGUUGCUUACUCGCGUGAGGGAGCGUUGCUGAAUGUGAAACCAACCGAUCACAUCAUGUUUUUUUUUGACGAUAUACACACGAAGGGUGGGAAACGGCCUUUGUAUGCGAAAAGCCAAGAGCGACUUACCGCAGUGCUUCCCAUUAUACAUAUGGGUAGUGUGGUUAGCUUCACACUGCGCCAUCGUGUUUUUUUACAGAAAGACCUCAUGGUAGGCGCAUGUCAAGGGAUUGAAGCGGAUAGAGUGACAGUAGAUGGCGAGGCAUCAUUAAAAACUUCUUCACAUUGCCUAAGUAGUAUUGAGUGGCUGACAUGGAGGGAGGAGCAGAGGUGUUUAGAGAGUCUGCUUCAGAAGAGAGGCCAGAUAGAUGCCCCCAUCACCCAUAGUGACAUCUUGGACUCGUUCAGCGUUAUGCCCAUUGAGUUUUGA